AACGAUUUUACAAAUGAAUGUAUACAAAAAAUAUUCCCCACAAUGUAAGGCUAAAUUAGAUAUGUACAGAUUAAAUCAAGCAUAUACGAGUAUAGUUUAUAGUUUUGAUUUUGAACGCGAAACAUCGUAUUGUGAUUUACUUGGCAGCUCUUUUACGAGGCGCACCUGAACGUGGCACAAGUUCAGUCGCACAUCAGUAUGACGUCACCCUCGGACCGAACCGUGACCUGCUGCUCCUGCUAAGCUAAAGGGUCCGCGUACAGAUGUUUCGCGGGAAGCUCGUUGAAAUUUCGCGUUCUGUGCGCCGUUGUGCUGCGGGAGUCCACAUUGAGGUGUUGCUGGAACGCACUACAUGCGGCGGCAUCGAGUUCCCCGCACGGCAGUCGCUCCGGAGAAACGCACGUUUGUGCGUUAAGUUUGCUGCAGCUAGCUGCCAGGCUAAGAGGCUAACCUGCUCCACAAAAGUGAAACAAGAGGAGCUUCGAGGGUUCAACUUUUGAGAGUUUGACUUUAAAUUGAAUAAAGGUAUCUACAUUGUGGUCAUUUGUGGACAUGGUCGCUGCCCGGUACAGAGCGUGAUCUUCCUCACCAUGGAUAACUGAACUCUUGGGGCUUUAGCGGCUCUGUCUGGUCGCUUGUGGCCAUUUUUUGGUUUGUCCCACACAAGCGGGGGAAGCGGCAAAUGGGGAACAGCUGUUGCCGUGCUGACAGUCCCUGUGCCACGGCAGAGGAAAAAAGUGGUUUGCUGAGCGAUGAGUCAAAGGCCAUGAGCAACAGCGUCAAGAAAACCGGUGCUUGUGGUCCAGAAGGAAGUGAUGAAAGAAGCCAAUCUCCAGAAGAAGAGGCCAGCAAAGUGCCUGUGCAGCAGUGUCCUGACAAUGAAGACACGGAGCCCAACAACACUCAGGAAAACGGACCCUUUCAGAACAAAGGCCUUCAGGAAGCGGCGCCUUCUCCCAGCAAAAUGCCCGAAAACUCCACCCCAGCACAAGACGAGGAAACCAAGGUCAUCCCUGCUGAAGGAGACCGAGCUGAAAAUCUACAGUGCACUUUAAACUCGCAGCAGAAAGACCCCCCCACAACGGAUGCUGCGGGUAUUGUAGCCUUAAACGCAGAACCAAAAAAAGAGGAGCUGACGUUGGUGCAGGAUGAAACCCCAAACGCCGUCGUGAUCCCUUCACUUCCUGAGAAAGCCACGCCAGAGCCCACCGCAGCGAACGCCACUGUUGAUGAAGUCUCCAAAGAGGUUAUCGCUUCCGCAGCCAAGCCGUCGGAGGAGUCUGCUCAAAGUGAUGAAGGAUCGUCCGUGCCAAGCUGUCAGCCCACCGCAGCCGCUGGUGGGGCGGCGUCCAUCUCUGCAGCCACAGAGGAGACAGCGCCAGACACUCUGAGCUGCACUCCUUCAGAAGAUUUGAACACCGGCUGCGCUUCAGUGCGCGGGGAGGACGACGCUUCUGAGGAUGUGAAAAGCCAUAACGUCUCUCAGAUCUGUUUUGGUUCGGGCGAUGAGGAGGAGGAGGAGGACAAGGAGAAACAGGAGGAGGACCUUCACUCGGUGAAGGAGCUGGAGGCCACAUCUCCCACAGAUUCCAAGGACAGCUCAAAGUCUGGUCAGGAUACACAGCCACAUCCAGAGUGUUCCAGCUCUGCGUGCUCGGACCAAGAGGUUUCCUCAGAGAAGAGCAAACAGGAUGCCGAGGAGGAAGAGCCCCUCGAGGCGCCGGAUGAAGGCGUUCUCGAAGCGGAGAAGGAUGAAGAAAUCCAAGAGGAAGACGAGGAGACGGAGCAUGGUCAGGCUGAGCCUCAGGAGGAGGUGACCGCCGACGAAGAGCAGCUGGAGGGAAGCUCCCACAGCAAGGCUGAAGCUGGACCUGCUGCAGAGAAAGAGGCUGACCUGGGAAGCAGUGAGGAAGACCUUUACAGAGGAGCCGAAGAGCUGUCUUCCUCCGUGGGAUCAUCGGAUUUAGAAAUUUUUAAGUUGGAGGAGCGGUGCAGCCUGUCUCCGGCUGUGGACGUCUUGUUCUACAGCGAGAGGGAAUGGAAGGGGAACACCGCCAAAAGUGCGCUCAUUAAAAAGGGAUACAAAGAGAUGUCCCAGAAGUUCAGCAGCUUGAGGAGAGUGAGGGGCGACAACUACUGCGCCCUCAGAGCCACGCUGUUCCAGGUGUUGUCCCAAAGCACCCACCUGCCCGCCUGGCUGCAAGAGGACGACGCCACCAUGCUUCCAGAGAAACUGGAGUCCCUGGAAGGCCUGAUAAACCAGUGGAGGUUUCCUGGAGACGUCACAGGAGACGCCAGCCAGCAGCUGAGAGGAUAUCUAGAGCUUCUGAGAAAAACGUGGCGGGCGGCGGUGGACUGCGCCUCGGCAGCAGAGCGGCAGCAGCUCUGCGAGCGAGUCUUCCAAUGCGGAGAGGAGGAGCUCGGGCUGCUGGAGGCGCUCAAGCUGCUGAUGCUGGGCAGAGCGGUGGAGCUGCACGGCCGCAUGCAGCGGGGGGAUGAAGACGUUCCUCUCUUCUGCUGGCUGCUGUUUGCCCGGGACUCGUCCGACUGUCCUCGGUCCUUCCUCUCUAACCACCUCAGGCACGUGGGCCUCACCGCCGGGCUGGAGCAGGUGGAGAUGUUCCUGCUGGGCUACGCCCUGCAGUGCACCAUUCAGGUAUUCAGACUUUACAAGGCAGACACAGAGGAGUUUGUCACUUACUACCCAGACGACCAUAAGGACGACUGGCAGACCGUGUGCCUUGUCACCGAGGACGACCGGCACUACAACGUGCCGGUUGUGAAAGCUGCAGAGCCACAGGAGGAGCUGGCCUCCCGCUGAUCCUCGUUGCAGGGAAACGCGCAUCCCUCAGGUCCAUUGUGAUGAUGCAUUUAUGCCAAUUAAAGGAUCACUUUUGGGAAAUUUGCUUCUUGGCCUGCAAUGAAAACCGAGCUGGAAAUAAACGGAGAAACUAAACUUCAGCCACGAGCACCAAUCAAAGCACAUUUUUUCGUGUUUUCCUUUUCUUUAAAACAAAAUCUAAUAUGUAGCUGAAAAUUUAAAGAUUAACAUGAUUAUUUUGCGCCUACACAAGUCAAUAGAGUGGUGAUUAUUAAUGUGAAUCUUGACAUUCAUUUCUAAUAAACUGCAGCUUUGAACC
Oryzias latipes (Japanese medaka) is the source of this 3140-nucleotide messenger RNA. RefSeq lists its product as uncharacterized. Lineage: Eukaryota; Metazoa; Chordata; Actinopteri; Beloniformes; Adrianichthyidae. Gene Ontology annotation, biological process: protein linear deubiquitination. Gene Ontology annotation, molecular function: cysteine-type deubiquitinase activity. Gene Ontology annotation, cellular component: cytoplasm. The record is from RefSeq and is a predicted model, not a curated record.